Geodia barretti is the source of this 837-nucleotide messenger RNA. The record is from the annotation of a GenBank genome assembly. NCBI's taxonomy places the organism in Eukaryota, Metazoa, Porifera, Demospongiae, Tetractinellida, Geodiidae.
UAGGUAUUAUGUAGCAUUCACUACAAUUCACUUGCAUCUUUUGUGUAAGUGACUAUUAAACCCAGGGUAGGUGCAAUUACAAUCACAUUCCACAAUUUAUUUAGCCGGAGGAAUUCCAGUACACCAAGCAUGCUCUUGCAUAUUUUGUCUUGAUGAUUUUUACCCCUGCCCCUUUAAUGAACUACAUCAUGUGUUGUGCAGGUCCAAGGAAGACCACAUCCCCAGCCACCCAACCCACUGCUCCAAAACCAAAAUCCAGGGAGCCACCUGGCCCCGCCCCCUUCAACCCGGAGGACAUCUUGAAGGCACGACUGAGCAGCCGGAAGGGGUCCAAGCCCCCAGUGGACCUCCCUCCCCCUCCCCCUCCCUCUGAACCUGACUGGGCCCCCAAGAAAUACCUCGAGAAAGUGAAGGCCAUCUAUGACUACACCAAAAGACAGAGACGACGAGUUGACCUUUGUCAUGGGAGAAAUCAUCUACAUCGUGAAGAAGAAUGACGACGGGUGGUACGAGGGAGUAAUGAACGGAGUCAACGGGUUGUUCCCUGGCAAUUAUGUGGAGACCGUGUCACCCGGCAAUAUGAAUGGCAUAGGUUUUUUCACCUCAGAAUAGACAAUUGUACACUUCUCCUAUAGUAACUGAUAUGACACUCAUUUUGUUGCAUACACUAGAUUUGUGUGUCGUGUGUUUUGAACGUAGAGUAUUAACCAUGAUUAUUCUCUCUGUUACUUACACAUUUGUGCCACUAUGCACAUGCACACAUGUGUCAACAACCUAUGCACAUGUGUACACGUGUGUCAACGAGGUAACAAGGUAGAAAGGCAAGGCAAAGCAAAU